CACAGUAUCCACAUGCCUGAAGCAGCAGAGCGUUGAUCUGUUCAGCUUUCUGUACUUUGUGAUUUCCCAAAUUGCUGUGCCAAGGACUCCGCUUUGCGUUCCUGCCUUCAUCAUCUCACCUGCAAGGGAAACCAGGGUUAAGGUUAUAAAGUGGAUCAGAUACAGACUUACUUAUAAGAAAGCAUGUUGAAGAUUCUGCUUUUUGCCACUUUGAUUCAGAGACUAUCAUCCCAAGAGACAGAUGAGACUAUAACUUUCACGCAAUGCACUGAUGGAUAUGAGUGGGAUCCCGUAAGGCAACAAUGUAAAGAUAUUGAUGAAUGCGAAAUUGUGCUAGAUGCAUGUAAAGGAGGGAUGAAAUGUGUUAACCACUUCGGAGGAUAUCUUUGUCUACCGAGAACUGCACAAAUAGUGGUUAAUAAUGGGGAGGAUGAUACAUCAGUCUCACAACCAGGAUCACAACAACCUAAUAAUCCAUCAACCUUUGUUGAGCCAGUCAACACACCCGAAGUGCAGCAGCCCGUGGUGGUUCCAAAUCCAUCUCAACGAAUGCAGUGUCCAGGAGGAUAUGAACUCAACGCACAAAAUAUGUGCCAAGAUAUAGAUGAAUGCAUAGCAGGAACUCAUAAUUGCAGGUCAGAUCAAGUAUGCUCCAAUCUUAGAGGGUCAUUUACGUGUGUGUGCCCCAGUGGAUACCAGAAGCGAGGAGAACAAUGUAUUGAUAUAGACGAGUGUUCAUUAUCCUCAUUUUGUCAUCAUCAUUGUGUCAACACACUGGGUUCCUACUAUUGUCAAUGCAACCAUGGCUUUCAGCUUGCAGUGAACAACUAUAGCUGUGUAGAUAUAGAUGAAUGUAACACCAGCAGUCCAUGUGCGCAGGAAUGCUACAAUACGAUCGGGACGUAUUUCUGCCGAUGUAGUCUGGGAUAUGAACUGAGCAGGGACAGAGUGAAUUGUGAAGAUAUAGAUGAGUGCAGAACCUCAAGCUAUCUGUGCCAAUACCAAUGUGUUAAUGAACCAGGAAGAUUCGCCUGCGUAUGCCCGGAGGGAUAUCAACUUGUGGGAACUCGAUCUUGUCAGGAUAUCAACGAAUGUGAAAGUAACACACAUGACUGCGGAGAAGACACAGUGUGCUGGAAUUACUACGGUGGAUUCCGAUGUUACCCAAGAAAUCCUUGCCAGGAGCCUUAUGUUCUGAUGUCUGAGAAUGUUGUUUGCUCUAUUUCCAGUCGCUGUGUUUGCCCAGGGGCAAAUCCUCUUUGUCGGGAUCAGCCAUACAGUAUUGUACAUAAAUAUAUGAGCAUCAGGUCUAACAGGGCAGUACCUUCUGACAUAUUCCAAAUUCAGGCCACCAUGAUCUAUGCCAAUACAAUCAACACAUUUAGGAUUAAAUCUGGAAAUGAAAAUGGAGAUUUCUACUUGCGGCAAACAAGUGGAGUAAGUGCCAUGCUUGUCCUGAUAAAACCCUUAACUGGACCCAGAGAACAUUUUGUCGACCUGGAAAUGGUGACUGUCAAUAAUCUCAUGAAUUACCGCUCAAGUUCAAUACUUCGAUUAACAAUAAUAGUCGGCCCGUACCAAUUUUAGCAGUUCUGCUUAAUAACCCAACACUGGAACAAAAUAAUAUCAUCAGCAGUACAUUACUUUUAUUUAUAGAUCUUCUUUGUUUAAAACAUGUUAGAUAUGUACUCUAGACACACUGAAGAUCUAUGGUAUUUCAUACAGUAGAUCCUGAAUAUUUCCAUUUUUAGUUUUUAACUUUGUAAAUUCAAUUAUGCUGAUACUUCUCACAUUAACAGUAACUAUAACCGGACAUUUUUGUUUAUAUUGUGUAAAUAUCCUGCAGUUACUAUGGAUUUAUAUGUGUUUCUGUUGUUUAUGGUACAUUUAAUUUUCUUGCGAAAUGAUUUACCAAACAGAUUUUUGCAUUGGUGAAAUGAUCACUGGGGCCAUUUAACUAAAUGUUCUGAAACAUUUGGUUGCUUUCUACUUCACAUUCACACCUAGUAUGUGGAUAACCCAUAUGUGGAUGCUCCCUAAAGAACAGAUCUAACAAUCUGGUUGUUUGUUAAUUAGAUAAAUCUUUAUAUAAUGGAUAGAUUUUGAGGGUUCUUCCAUUUUACUGUUUUUUGGGUUGUGGUUACACUGGUCUAGAUUUUUAUAUCAUGAACCAAAAAGGCAAUCAAGUAAAAUAAACUUAUGUCAAGAUUGGUCUAAAGAUGGAGCUCUUCAUUUGAUACUUGCAAAUAAAGACAAAAAAA
Spea bombifrons (plains spadefoot toad) is the source of this 2261-nucleotide messenger RNA. It is a transcript of the gene EFEMP1, whose product is annotated as EGF containing fibulin extracellular matrix protein 1. Gene Ontology annotation, molecular function: calcium ion binding. Lineage: Eukaryota; Metazoa; Chordata; Amphibia; Anura; Pelobatidae. Bases 184 to 1587 code for a protein of 467 amino acids. The transcript is spliced from 11 exons. The record is from RefSeq and is a predicted model, not a curated record.